Trichoderma asperellum CBS 433.97 is the source of this 956-nucleotide messenger RNA. NCBI's taxonomy places the organism in Eukaryota, Fungi, Ascomycota, Sordariomycetes, Hypocreales, Hypocreaceae. The record is from RefSeq and is a predicted model, not a curated record.
UUCACACAAUCUCUUCCCAUUCGGUAGUCGGCCCGCUCGUUUGCUUCUAAUCACUUUUUUGCAUUUCAUGUACGAAGGAUAGCCUGACUCGCUUGUUGCAGCCAUACCGGUUAGGUAACCCAAUCCACGUGUUACGACCCUGCAUACCACCUUGCAUAUCACUCUCUGUAUGUAUGUAUGUAUGUAUGUAUGUAUGAGUGUGUGUGUGUGUGUGUACUCUCUUGUAGCGUCUGGCUGGUGGCGUUGUAGCUGUACAUAAAACUCAUCCUUGUGGAUCAUUUCUUUUUCCUUUUGACGGCGAUGGGCCUUGUUGUGUAUGUUAUUAUGUUAUCAAUCACGCCAUAACAGCCAUAGAGCCGCAGCCAUAGCUGUUGCCGCCAGAUGAGAUUUUUGUGUAACGUCCGUGUUUUGCAUAUAUGCGUACAUGCACAACAAAAACCACGCAAAAAGCACCAUACGGGUGGCCUUUACGUGUCACCUGGCAAGGUAUUUCGGCCCAACAAGAGGAUCAAAUCUCGGCCCCCCUCCCCCCCGGUCAGAACAUCUGAAUAUCAUAGCAUCAGAACAAUAAACGCCCGGCUAUCGGGGGUUGGUUGCACUACAUGCUUCUUUCACCCCUUCAUUGUUCUCAUCAGCUUUUAUGUUCUGGGGUUGCACGAGCUGCAAGUCCACACCGGUGAUCGACGGUAUAUCCGAGAGGCUGUUUUCCGAAGGCCCUUUUCAUUGUUACUACACGACUAGGGAUCAAGCUCCGAUGUGUGACAAGGAAAUGUGUCCGAAAAAGUCGCAAACGUGAUAUGCUGCCUACCGGUGAAGAAGGCGAAGUAAUUUUCCCAGUUAAAGAUGGAAAUCAAAGCAAAGAUGCCAGGGGUCGUCGACGUAUUUUACCCGGAUUCCAUAUGUUUCUGAGGCUUGAGGAUAUUUAGCUAGCCGUUGGAUAGAUCUUGCUUCAUGGC